AUGCCGCUUGUACCCAAGACAACUAUAGGAACAUUAAUACCUGGUGCAACAACAAUACCAUCUGUUUUUGGUGUAACAACAACAACAACAAUUCCCUCUGUUCCUGGUGCAACAACAACAACAAUUCCUUCUGUUCCUGGUGAAACAACAACAACGAUUCCCUCUGUUCCUGGUGAAACAACAACAACAGUACCCUCUGUUUCUGGUGUAACAACAACAACAAUUCCCUCUGUUUCAGGUGUAACAACAACAACGAUUCCCUCUGUUCCAGGUGUAACAACAACAACAAUUCCUUCUGUUCCUGGUGUAACAACAAUAACAAUUCCCUCUGUUCCUGGUGAAACAACAACAACAAUUCCCUCUGUUCCUGGUGUAACAACAACAACAGUACCAUCUGUUCCUGGUGUAACAACAACAACAAUUCCCUCUGCUACUGGUGUAACAACAACAACAACAAUUCCCUCUGUUCCUGGUGCAACAACAACAUUUUCUUCUGUUCCUGGUGUAACAACAACAACAAUUCCCUCUGUUCCUGGUGCAACAACAAUUCCUUCUGUUCCUGGUGUAACAACAACAACAGUACCAUUUUUGGUGCAACAACAGCAACAAUUCCCUCUGUUCCUGGUGUCAACAACAACAACAAUUCCUUCUGUUCCUGGUGCAACAACAACAUUUUCUUCUGUUCCUGGUGUAACAACAACAACAAUUCCCUCUGUUCCUGGUGCAACAACAAUUCCUUCUGUUCCUGGUGUAACAACAACAACAGUACCAUUUUUGCCAGGUUUAAUAACAACUCCACCAUUAUUGCCACAACCUCAUACUACCUUAGGUUUAACCGGUUGCACAGUUGAUUUAGUUUUAGUUGUUGAUUCGUCAUAUAGCAUUGGUAUUGAUGGAUUUAUAACACUAAAAGAUAUUCUGGGUAACUUGAUCAAAAAAUUUGAUGUUCCGAAUGAUGAAACUAGAGUUAGUUUGGUGCAGUACAGCAAGCGCUCACAAGUGGAAUGGCUCCUUUCUACAUACCCUGGCAACUUAGAUGGAAUGUUACACACAAUUGCAGGCAUGCAGAUGCUUCAAGGGGUUACAUACACUUACCAUGCAUUGAAACUUGUAUUGCAAACUGUCAUAGAUGGUUCAGAUUCAGGAAGAAGGCCAGAUGUACCUUUUGUGAUUGUGCUUAUAACUGAUGGAAGAGCAAAGGAUGAAGACAUACGUGAGGAAGUUCUCAAUAAAAUUCAAGUUGUUCAUGAUAAAUGGAACGAAACAUUCCAUUUGAUCACUAUAGGGGUGGGGUCAGUUGACCCUCACCAACUUGAAGGCAUUGCAUCACAUGAUGACUAUGUUUAUACAGUGGAAGAUAUGAAUGAAGCAAGUUCACUUGUGGAUGAAGUGGCAGCGAGCAUCUGCAGACCUCUAGCUCGGGAAACAUAUCCAAGGAUUUUAACUACAACUAUAUCAUCAGUUCAACCAGAAUGUUCUUACAUGCCACCCACUGACAUUAUAUUUGUACUGGAUGGUUCUAGAUCUGAAAACAGUGAAUUGCGUUUGAUGCAACAUAAGAUACUGCUUUCAAAUUUAACAAAACUGUUCAAAAUUGGCCCAAGUGAUACUCAAGUGGGUGUAUUUCUCUAUGAUGAUGAGUUGCAUGGUUCAGGUUUGAAUGGUUUUCCUCUAAGUGAAAAAUCCAACAUAAAUGAGGUACAAGAUGCAAUUGAUAAGCUUGAGAAUCCAAACAAUGACGUCAUGUUCUUUACACCUGCAAUACAAGAAGCACUCAGUCAAAAGUUGCUUGAAUCUGCUGGUGGACGCCCUGAUGCUCGUAAAGUAGCUGUUAUUGAAAUUACACGCUCCCAACCACCUGACUACGGCACGUCUACUCCAUCUGUGAGUGGUGUUAUAGGCAGCACCAUUCUCACCAAUACUGAAGUGAUAGCUCUUGUUGUUCCCAAUGAUGAGCUUGAAGAGCUUGACUUGCUUGAGGAAUCAGUAGGAGACCAUGCCAGAUUGGUUUCAUCUGUUGAUUUCAGUGAACUAACAGAUCACGUCGAUCAAUUGAAAGAAUUGAUUUGCGGAACUCCUCCAUCAACAACAACAGGUCUUUUAACAACAACAACAACACCAACAACAGUUCAACCCAUUACCUCUUCGCAACCUACUCUUGCUGCAGAUUGCAGUUCAAUGCCGCCUACGGAUCUAAUAUUCAUUAUGGAUGGAUCACAAAAUGCUAACACAGCAUUGCCAUUCUAUAAAGAAAUGCUGGGAAAUGUUGCUAAUACUUUAAACGUUGGUCCUGAUGAUACUCAGGUUGGUGUAAGUUUUACAGGUGAUUCACUUUAUAAUGAAUACCCAACUGGAUUUCAUUUAAAUGAGUUCACCUCACGUGACAAGUUACUGAGUGGCAUCAAUAAUUUGACAAUCCCACUUAAUAAUCCUGGAAACUCUGCCUUUAUGAUUGAACGAGGACUUGAUCAACUAUUUCAAGAAUCAAAUGGAGCUCGACCAGAUGCCCAGAAGGUGGCAGUAGUAACAAUUACUGACGUACAAACCCCCAUGUCCAUUCCAAACAUUAACAAUGUCAUCACUGCUGGGGUUAUAAAAGGAGUUAAUAUCAUUGCACUGGUACUUCCCCCAAGUGAAGACCUCUCACCCUCCGAUAUAAAUGUCAUCCAGACCUCACUGGGAAGGGCAAUUAAUCCAUCGAAAGUAAUUCCAAUUCAUAAUGGCUUUGAACAACUGCCAUCUGUAGCUCACAACUUAACAAACUUAAUAUGUGAAGUUGUGCCAACACCAACAAGGCCUAUUGCUCCAACAUCAGCAUGCGAUAACGUGCCCAAUGACAUUAUUGUUCUUAUGGAUGGUUCCAGUGAAGUUGCACAAAAACUUAACAAUGACAAUUCUAUGGUUUUUAACUUCAUUCGAAAACUUUCAUCCAAGUUUGUAGUUUCUGAAACAAGAACGCAGUUCACUGUAUUAACAUACAACAAUGCAACCCACACUGAUUACAUAAACUACAUAUCACAUAAUGGUGAAGUGGCUACGAAUGGUGUGACUGCUACUCCCUUGUUUUAUGGAACCAGGAAUACUGGAGAUGCUUUGUAUGAUUUUGCUACAAAGUUCCAAAAUAAUGAAAUUGAAGGUUUAUCUGAAGAAGAUCGUCAUGUCCUCAUCCAGAGUGCUGUCAUCCUCCUUGAUGAAGAUGUUUCAUCCAACAUCCCAUCUCUAACCAGAGGACUUCAAGCUCUCAAGAAUACAGAUCUCAGCUGGCAUAUUUAUCUUCUCAUUGUUACAAACCAUCAAGAAGAAAAAGCAGAGCUUAAUGGUGGUUCUCACUCUGAUGAAUUGAAUGGGAAUUCUGCUUCAACUGGUGUAGAUGAAAACCUUACAGAUCUGAAAUUAAUGCUUGACAAUUAUCGGCCAUUUAUAAAGUGGAGCAUAGUGAAGGGAGGUUACCAAGCACUGAGCAAUGAUAUGUUGGUGGAUGAUCUCAGCACAAGAUUGUGUGAUGGAAUGAUGGCAUUUAUACCUCAUGAAAAUGUAACAACCACCCAGCAAUUUACCCUUCCUUCUGGUUACACCACACUACCAACAACAGUAGUUACCAACAUAACCACUGCAAUAACUCCAACGAGACCACCACCUGGAGAGUUUGAACUAGUGUGCGAUGAAAGAGCGAACCUCGCAUUUAUUGUGGAUGAAAAAUUGAUAAGUGGAAGCAAAGAUGAAAGAAAAUCCUUGAAGAAGUUUAUGGAAGAUGCUGUGGAUAUUUUCACCAUUGGUCAGGACCAUGUGCAGAUAUCUGUUCUGUCCACCAACCAACACACCAUCAUUGCAUUUGAUGCCAAUCAAACUGCUGAAGAAAUAAAAUCUGUUUUGAAUGAAACUUUUUCAAAUGUGGACCAAGUUUCCAAAAUUUAUGAGAAAGAAUCUAAUGCAAAUGAUGUGAUCCUAAAGGCUGUUGCAGAGAUGAAAAAGACCACUCCCGGAAAAUCUGUAAUAAAUAUAAUUUUGGAUCGAAAACCUGAACAUGUAAACCACUCUGUUCUUGAAGUUUUAUACAACAACAAUGUAACCAUGGCAGUGUAUGCUCGCCACCCACGAGCCACUGGGGGUCAGGCCAGGAAUCUUGUGAUUCAUCCAAGUCUUUAUAAACCCUUCAUGACUUUGAAGCAGUUUUCUAAGGCCGGAAAUACAACACAUGACUCUGUGUGUUUUGACCACCCAUUACGGCCUCCAACUUCUGCUCGCUGCUCACACCUAGUGGCUGAUUUGGUUUUCCUGGUCGACCGAAAACUCCUUGCAAAUAAUGGAACAGAAGCAAAAGCUCUGAUGAUCGAUUUAGUUGAAAAUUUUGCAAUUAGUCCAAGAAAUGUGAGGGUAGCUGCUGUUUUGUAUGGAGGUGGUAACCCUCCUCACGUUGUGUUUGGAUUGGAUGAUUACCACAGAAGAAGUGUGGUACAAGAUGCCAUCGUGUGGAUGAAUGGAACAUCAACAUCUUCAAGUUCACAAGACCUGGUUGAUGGCGUGGAAUAUGCAAAUGAAGUUGUGUUCAAUUCAAGAUUGUUGGAAAAUGUGGAACCUGGAAAAUUUAUUGUUAACUUAGGAAGUGGAAACAUUAACUUAUCACCUGAGUUAAACAGUCGCAUGAAUAAGGCCCUCGGAAAUUCUGUGACUUUGGUUCCAGUUCUAAAUGGGAACAAUAGUAAUAUAUCUGUACAAAAGUCUGUUUUGGUUCCUGACUUUACUAGUGAUGGCAUUCAGACAGCUGUUAAUGAGUUGGUGGAUUACUUAUGCGACAAAUACACUGGUUUUACCACACCCGCUAUGGUUACAGCAACCACUCCUACCAUAUGCUCACCUGAUGUAGAAGUUGUGUUUAUUGUAGAUGAAGAACUACUUACAAACACAAGAUUUUCAACACCUGUACAUGACUUCUUCUUACAGAUGGAAAACCUUGUUCAAUUCGGCCCCUCACAUGCUAGGAAUGGGUUAAUUGUUACAGGGAGAAAUCCAGACCUGGUCUUGUUACCUGACAGAGAUUAUACUCAAAAUUUGACGCAAGUUAUUUCUGGUUUAUUUUCAAGCAGACAAACAAAUCCUAUUGAAAUUGGAGAAACAAUUAUGGCAGCUGUUCAUAUGCUUAACUCAAGUAGAAUUGAAACUGAAGUUGAAAAGCACGUCAUUCUCUUGAUCAGUAGAACUGUAAGAGGAACUUUGACAAAAGAUAUUUGGGAUUCAAUGAAGGCACUAAAUAUGGAACUGGAUGUGGUAUCUGUAGAAACCAACUUCUUAGAAACGGGAUCAAUUGAAAGCCUUCCAUACCGUCAGUUCCCUGUGUAUCCAGCACAAUACCUUCCUAACACAGCACAAGUGAUCAGUUCUCAUAUUUGUGAAUCGCGGAAAUGGUUCACACCCCAUGCACCACCCAUACGUCCAAACAUGUUGUGUUCUGCUGCAGAUAUCACUUUCGUUUAUGAUAUGAUGCUUUUGUCUCCGUACAGUGCUGCAGUCAAGGUCACUAGUUUCAUGAAAAGAAUGGCUAGACUUCUGGAUCGAAUGAGUGGGCAGGAAAAAAGCAGAUUUGCUGCUGUAAGUUAUGGGAAGGAGCCAUAUAUCAACUUUGGAAUGGAGGAUUACCCAAGUGUCAUUGAAGUAGAAGAAGCUAUGAAUGACCUUCAUCAUUACGGAAGUGCUGUGCCUGCCAAUGUGGGCAAGGCUCUUAACUUUGUGCUAAACAAUGUUACCAUAAGUCACCCAAGACCUGGAACAAAUAAAAUUCGACAAACAAUUUUGCUUUUGAUUGGUAGAAACAGUUAUGACAGCUUAGAGCAAGCAAUCGAAGCAGCUAGAAGAAGAGGUGCAGAAGUGAUCACCUUCUUUAUUGGCGGUAUUCAUGUGAACAACCCAUCUGCUUUUACAACAGUGCCUGAUGGAUAUAUACCUGUACAUCGUCUCCGCGAGCUAAACAAUCUUGAAUAUGAAGUUAUUGAACUUAUCUGCUCUAAAGAAGAGGCCAAGGUGCCGGUUGAACCCACCCCACCUCCCCCUACUACAGCCCCACCAUGCAAGGUGGAUAUAGUAUUUGUAGUGGACGAUGCUUUUACAUCAAGCCGGCGAAAUCAACUUUCUCUGCAACGGUUCUUUGCAGAAAAUCACCGGCACCUUUACUUUGCUGACGAUCAUGUUCGAGCCGGAAUAAUCCGGAUUGGUCAAAAUAUUGAUUUGGUCACUGAAGGCUUUGUUUCAACUAAAGAGGAUUUUUUGGCUGCUUACAAGAAUCGAAUGCUGGUUUCACCAUCUUCCGGACCUCUUAUGGUACAGAAUGGUUUAGAAGCAGCGGUAGAAAUGAUUCAAACUUAUGGACGACCAGAUGCCCCUGAUUUAAAAAGGAUAAUAGUGCUCAUAAUGAGUAGAAAAGCAAGUGAUUUUAAUGAGAAUUUAAACAAAAUAGAGCAGAUUAAAUCAAGCGGAACUUUUGUAGCAGCCGUGGUUGCUAAUGAUGCAAUGAGUCUUCCAUGGAAAGAUAUUGUCAAUGAAGAUGGUUACCUUAAAGCUUUCAGAACACGGUUCCUGCGUUACUAUGCUAAAGGAGUUGUACAUAUGGUGUGGGACAGCACAUGUGACAGCAGAUUUGAACCACACAUUACCACAACCAGUGCACCAGCAGCAACAACAACCACUCUUGCUGGUGUUUGCCCACGUGUUAUGGAUGUUGUGUUUUUGGUCGACAAAAAUAUCUUGUCGGAAAAUUUGAAAGCAGGUUUGACGAGGUCAUUGAUGAAAGAUUCUCUACGUUCCUUAGAUUUACAGCCAGAGAAAACACGUUUUGGGAUUGUUAAGUUUGAUUCAGUUCCAACACUUGCCAGUGAACUGCAACGUUCUGAGGAUAUUGCGACAGCCAUAAGAACAGUGGAUGAUGUGAUGGAAUUCUCACCAAAUGAUAAAAAACCUUCUCUGCUGCCUGUCCUUGAGUAUGCUUCAUUACAAUUGCUGCUUGGAGAUGGAGUUAGAACGAAUUCUGAUAAAGUGCUUGUGCUUUUGCUUGACCAGUUGCCUUCAGAUGAACCUGAGGAAGUUAUUUCAGAAAUUAAUCGAAUUCAGCAACUCAACAUAAGUUUAAUAACAGUUGGUCCUGAAGAUACAUUUGUUCCAUAUGUAAAGCAGCUAAGUACUUUAAAAAAUGGAGUAAUAUCCGCGAGUCCUUUUUUGUUCAAUAGUAUUGUGAACAACCUUACAGACAUAUUAUGCCAUAAUGUUUCCAACUUCAAGGAACUUACACCACUUGUCACAACCACUGCAUUCACACCAACCGAGGUCACUACACCAAGUGGUAAAUGUGAAUACAAAGCAGACAUAGCAGUAGUUGUGGAUGCAUCGCAUAUAACAAAGAAACAACUAAAACAAGUAAAGGACUUUGUACGUGAGGUGUUGGAGAACUUCCAAAUAAGUUCAUCGCAAACAGCGGUUUCAGUUGCUUCUUAUGGCUUCAAUCUGUUCUUGGCAUCCAACUUCACAAAUGCAUCAGACACUUCUGUAGUUGAAGCAAUCAAGUCAAUUCAACCAUCAAACGAGAAUGUAACAUACACCUCACAAGCAUUGCACAUUGUAUUGGAUAGAAUUUUAACUUCAGAAUUAGGAGCAAGAAGUGAUGUGCCAUGGAAAGUACUUCUGGUGACCCAAAAUCAUCCAGAUGAUGACGUGUCCAGAGUAUCUGAUAAAUUAAGUGACAUUUCUGAUGCACACAACACAGGGGUGGAUGGUGUGUUUGUAGAAAUAUCAUCAACACCAAUUAUGGUGUUGCAUCAACCUAAACAUAUCACCAAUGUUCAAGUCAAUAACUUUGAUGAACUAAGCUCUGUAUCAGUUCUACAGACAGUGUUUGAUAAGUUAUGUACACCACCUAUUGAAGGUAGCACGACUCCUUCAUUCGAGUUCACAUCCGUUACUUCAGCAUACACGCCAAGUCCAAAUGUUACAACUGACAAAUGUGCCUAUUAUGACGUGGACAACCAACAAACUGUGUUACUGGACCAUGGAAGCAUUGCAUAUCCAGACACAAAUGAUAGUUGUCGAUUUUAUGUUUGUUCUGAUGAUGGAUCAAUGAGGUUCAGAGACAAAAGACUAAUGUGCGAUGAAACUAGAAAACCACGUUGUCAAAAUGGAUUUGAACCCGUUCUGUAUUAUGACCAUGACUGUGAAUGCCAAUGGCAAUGUCAAUGUUACUGUACAAUAGCUGGUGAUCCCGGCUACCACACUUUCGAUGGCUCGUUAUAUUUCUACCCAAGUUCCUCUGGAUGCCAGAAUACAUUGACUCAGUUUAAACUCGGGGAAGAGGAAGACCUUCCAAUGAAAAUCUUCCAUUCCACGGAUUCCUGUGAUCUCAAACACAUUGAUGCGGGGUCUUGUAUUGCGGAUGUUACAGUUCAACUGUCAAACAUUACUUAUCACCUGAGAAAUAAUCUUUCUGUCACAAGAAAUGAUGUUGUGAUUAAAUUGCCUCAUGAUGAAAAAAUUUUGGGUUAUAAAGUUCAUAUUGAGGUCCUUGGGAUCAUUAAGCUCCUUCUCACUGUAUCAGAGCUUGGGCUUGAAGUGCGUUAUGUGCCAGCUGUGCACUAUGUCACCAUCAGCCUCCCUGCGCAUCGGUGUGCCAAUAAAACUGAGGGAAUGUGUGGUGAUUGCAAUGGUGUGAGCUCCAAUGACAUGGUCAUGAGGAAUCAUAUACUGACCGAGGAUGCAACAGAAUUUGCAUACAGCUGGAACUUCCCCAAGAAUGAAGAGGAAAUAUGUGUGAAACCAGAACCAAUAAGCCAACAUUGCACACGUGAUCCUGAUCCGCUGUGUUUGAAGAUUAGUGAGGGAGAGGAGUUUGCUCAGUGCAGAUCACUGGUGGAUUUCAGUACAUACUAUGUGGCUUGCAGAAAUGAAACAUGCAGCAAGAAUUAUCCUGCAUGUGAUUGGUUGGCUGCUUUUGCUGAGGUGUGUCGUCAUGCAGGGGCUUGUGUUGAUUGGAGGACUGACACCGCAUGCUCAAUGAGAUGUCCUGCUGGUCGUGUAUAUGAUGCUUGUAGAGAUUCUCCUUAUGAGAAGAGCUGUACACAACCAUCAAAGAAGGUAAAUGAACCUAUUGAAGGAUGCUUCUUACAAUGUGCGGAUGAUGAAGUAGUUGUAGAUGGGGUUUGUAGAUCAAACAAGUUGUGUUCCAAGUGCUUUGAUAAUGAUGCUGCUGUUUACAGAGAGGCUGGUGAGAAAUGGACACCUGAAACAAACCGAUGUCGUGAAUGUGAAUGUGAUGCUGAAACUCUCAAAGUAAAAUGUGGCGAUCGAGUUUGUAAAAAGAAGGUUCCUCUACCUGUGUGUGGAGAUUGUGAAAUACCAAGAGUGUCUGGAGCUGACCCAUGUUGUCCCACCAAUCAACACUGUGAUUGUGACAGCAGUUGUAAUGCUUUAAAGCCAAGGUGUCAACACGGUGAACAGGAGCAGCGGAUGACAGAUGAACCCGGAUGCCGACCCGUGUACAGGUGCAAGUGUGAUCAGGACCUUUGUACAGAACGCAGGAUAACUUGUGAUUCACCCAAAGUAUUGGUAGAGGUGCCAACAUCAUGUUGUCCAGUGAUCAAAUGUGUUUGUCCAAAAUGCUCAAACCAAAGUGAGGUUGUUUGUGAACCGGGAUUAACUAAAAGAACCACGACUGACAUAUGCAACUGUGUGCAUGAGACAUGUGAACGUCUACCCGUCUGUGUGGCAAUUGUCAACAAUACAGUCGUAACAGCAAACCAAGGCGACACUUGGCUUGCAGAUAACAACCCCUGUAGUAAUUGUACUUGCACAAGGACUGAAGUUGGUGAAUAUGAAGUCAAGUGCAGAGACACUUCCAAUGAAUGUGGAUGUCCUCAAGGUUACAGAGCUGAUGAAACAAUUCGUUAUCCAAACCAGUGUUGCCCACAAUGUGUCUUCAAUCGAUGUCACUAUACAAGUGCUAAUGGGACUGACUUUUAUGAGAUAGGGGAAGAAUGGAAUGUUGACAAAAAAGGUUGCAUCAGACGCAGAUGCGAAAAUAUAAAUGGUGUGGCGACGUCUACCAAAGAAAUUGUUCAAUGUGAAGAACCUGAACCUUCAGAUUGUUCGCUUGGAUAUAAAACUGUGUGUGAGAAAAUAUCUUGCUGUGUGGAAUGCAGAUGCAUUCCUGAUGCUGUCUGUCUUGUUAAUGAGACCAUGCUACAGAAACCUGGUGACAGUUUCGACAUUGAUGCAUGUACAUCAUGUAAUUGUACAGAAACCAUAGGAACAGAUGGUUUCCAUGUAUCUGAUUGCAGUGUAACAAUAUGUGAUGACUGUGCGGAGGGUUUCAAAGUGACAGAAGUUAGAGGUUCUUGCUGUGGGCUUUGCAAACCAGAGCGUUGUACAUUAACACUACCCUACCAUGGAGAAAAUAAAACACAGAUAUUGGAAGUGAAUGAAAUAUACAGACACAGAUGCUCACAAUACAAAUGCAUAUCUGAUUCAAGUGGUUACGCAGUCAUUGUUGCCACUGAAGUAUUCUGUCCGCUAGUUAAUGUUACAAGGUGUAUCGAUAAUGGGGGAGUUGUCGUGUAUGAUGAUGAUGGCUGUUGUGCUGAAUGCUAUCAGUCGCAAAGAACUUGCCACGCAACAAAAUCGCAACCAAAGUCUUUGUCGAUUGGUGGCUGUGAAACUGAUCGUCCAGUAGAGCUUGCUUACUGCCAAGGAGAGUGUGCAAGUGGUUCACAUUAUCAUGAGAUUACUGGAAGCUUCAUCAGGCAUUGCACUUGUUGUUCAGCCACAGAGUAUUACAACAUGAGUAUUCCUGCCACUUGUGAUAAUGGAACUCAGACACAGCUCAAUUUUAAAAUGAUCACAUCGUGUACUUGUCAUGAGAACAAACAAUGUGAUUCAUGGACCUAUAUUGAUGACUUCCAUGCAUCUAUUCAACCAAUAAAUGGUGUAAUGAGUGAUGUAGAUGUGUUAACGUACUGGAACACAAGCAGCCAAUACAAGUUCCGUGUUGUUCAAGUAACCAAUGUAAAUGAUGAGACCGACGUGUACAAUACUGUCCAUGAUGUCAUGAAUAAGUUUGGAGUACAGGAUCCAGCAAUGAAGGUUGUAAAAGUUAGUGCUUUGAACACAACUUUCAACCAAGCGCUAACCAAGGGACUGGAUGCAGCGCUUUCUCAUCCAAUUGAAAGUCAGCAGCUACCAGAAGAUAAUAACGAUGAAAACUUGUAAAGUUCACUGACAUUGUAUCUCCCAGAGUAUCGUUUCACGAUUGUGUGUGGGCAUAUAUGUUCCUUUGUUUUAUUGUACCGCAAUAAAAUUGCAUCGCAUAUAAA
Messenger RNA from Ciona intestinalis (vase tunicate), 11342 nucleotides. Lineage: Eukaryota; Metazoa; Chordata; Ascidiacea; Phlebobranchia; Cionidae. The record is from RefSeq and is a predicted model, not a curated record.